Messenger RNA from Oncorhynchus masou masou (cherry salmon), 3066 nucleotides. RefSeq lists its product as uncharacterized. The coding region runs from base 1 to 3066 and encodes 1021 amino acids. NCBI's taxonomy places the organism in Eukaryota, Metazoa, Chordata, Actinopteri, Salmoniformes, Salmonidae. The transcript is spliced from 3 exons. The record is from RefSeq and is a predicted model, not a curated record.
AUGAGCAGCGACAAUGGAAUGCAGGGACUCGGAGGAACCUUGAGCCAAAGCGCCAGUAGCAUCCCAGGUAACAUCACAGCCAGUAGCAUCCCAGGUAACAUCACAGCCAGUAGCAUCCCAGGUAACAUCACAGCCAGUAGCAUCCCAGGUAACAUCACAGCCAGUAGCAUCCCAGGUAACAUCACAGCCAGUAGCAUCCCAGGUAAAAUUACAGCCAGUAGCAUCCCAGGUAACAUCACAGCCAGUAACAUCCCAGGUAAUAUCACAGCCAGUAGCAUCCCAGGUAACAUCACAGCCAGUAGCAUCCCAGGUAACAUCACAGCCAGUAGCAUCCCAGGUAACAUCACAGCCAGUAGCAUCCCAGGUAACAUCACAGCCAGUAACAUCCCAGGUAACAUCACAGCCAGUAACAUCCCAGGUAACAUCACAGCCAGUAGCAUCCCAGGUAACAUCACAGCCAGUAGCAUCCCAGGUAACAUCACAGCCAGUAGCAUCCCAGGUAACAUCACAGCCAGUAGCAUCCCAGGUAACAUCACAGCCAGUAGCAUCCCAGGUAACAUCACAGCCAGUAGCAUCCCAGGUAACAUCACAGCCAGUAACGUCCCAGGUAACAUCACAGCCAGUAGCAUCCCAGGUAACAUCACAGCCAGUAGCAUCCCAGGUAACAUCACAGCCAGUAGCAUCCCAGGUAACAUCACAGCCAGUAGCAUCCCAGGUAACAUCACAGCCAGUAGCAUCCCAGGUAACAUCACAGCCAGUAGCAUCCCAGGUAAAAUUACAGCCAGUAGCAUCCCAGGUAACAUCACAGCCAGUAGCAUCCCAGGUAACAUCACAGCCAGUAGCAUCCCAGGUAACAUCACAGCCAGUAGCAUCCCAGGUAACAUCACAGCCAGUAGCAUCCCAGGUAACAUCACAGCCAGUAGCAUCCCAGGUAAAAUUACAGCCAGUAGCAUCCCAGGUAAAAUUACAGCCAGUAGCAUCCCAGGUAACAUCACAGCCAGUAGCAUCCCAGGUAACAUCACAGCCAGUAGCAUCCCAGGUAACAUCACAGCCAGUAGCAUCCCAGGUAACAUCACAGCCAGUAGCAUCCCAGGUAAAAUCACAGCCAGUAGCAUCCCAGGUAACAUCACAGCCAGUAGCAUCCCAGGUAACAUCACAGCCAGUAGCAUCCCAGGUAAAAUCACAGCCAGUAGCAUCCCAGGUAACAUCACAGCCAGUAGCAUCCCAGGUAACAUCACAGCCAGUAGCAUCCCAGGUAACAUCACAGCCAGUAGCAUCCCAGGUAACAUCACAGCCAGUAGCAUCCCAGGUAACAUCACAGCCAGUAGCAUCCCAGGUAACAUCACAGCCAGUAGCAUCCCAGGUAACAUCACAGCCAGUAGCAUCCCAGGUAAAAUUACAGCCAGUAGCAUCCCAGGUAACAUCACAGCCAGUAGCAUCCCAGGUAAAAUCACAGCCAGUAGCAUCCCAGGUAACAUCAUAGCCAGUAACAUCCCAGGUAACAUCACAGCCAGUAGCAUCCUAGGUAACAUCAUAGCCAGUAACAUCCCAGGUAACAUCACAGCCAGUAGCAUCCCAGGUAACAUCACAGCCAGUAACAUCCCAGGUAACAUCACAGCCAGUAGCAUCCCAGGUAACAUCACAGCCAGUAGCAUCCCAGGUAACAUCACAGCCAGUAGCAUCCCAGGUAACAUCACAGCCAGUAGCAUCCCAGGUAACAUCACAGCCAGUAGCAUCCCAGGUAAUAUCACAGCCAGUAGCAUCCCAGGUAACAUCACAGCCAGUAGCAUCCCAGGUAACAUCACAGCCAGUAGCAUCCCAGGUAACAUCACAGCCAGUAACGUCCCAGGUAACAUCACAGCCAGUAGCAUCCCAGGUAACAUCACAGCCAGUAGCAUCCCAGGUAACAUCACAGCCAGUAGCAUCCCAGGUAACAUCACAGCCAGUAGCAUCCCAGGUAACAUCACAGCCAGUAGCAUCCCAGGUAACAUCACAGCCAGUAGCAUCCCAGGUAACAUCACAGCCAGUAGCAUCCCAGGUAACAUCACAGCCAGUAGCAUCCCAGGUAAAAUCACAGCCAGUAGCAUCCCAGGUAACAUCACAGCCAGUAGCAUCCCAGGUAACAUCACAGCCAGUAGCAUCCCAGGUAAAAUCACAGCCAGUAGCAUCCCAGGUAACAUCACAGCCAGUAGCAUCCCAGGUAACAUCACAGCCAGUAGCAUCCCAGGUAACAUCACAGCCAGUAGCAUCCCAGGUAACAUCACAGCCAGUAGCAUCCCAGGUAACAUCACAGCCAGUAGCAUCCCAGGUAACAUCACAGCCAGUAGCAUCCCAGGUAACAUCACAGCCAGUAGCAUCCCAGGUAAAAUUACAGCCAGUAGCAUCCCAGGUAACAUCACAGCCAGUAGCAUCCCAGGUAAAAUCACAGCCAGUAGCAUCCCAGGUAACAUCAUAGCCAGUAACAUCCCAGGUAACAUCACAGCCAGUAGCAUCCCAGGUAACAUCAUAGCCAGUAACAUCCCAGGUAACAUCACAGCCAGUAGCAUCCCAGGUAACAUCACAGCCAGUAACAUCCCAGGUAACAUCACAGCCAGUAGCAUCCCAGGUAACAUCACAGCCAGUAGCAUCCCAGGUAACAUCACAGCCAGUAGCAUCCCAGGUAACAUCACAGCCAGUAGCAUCCCAGGUAACAUCACAGCCAGUAGCAUCCCAGGUAACAUCACAGCCAGUAGCAUCCCAGGUAACAUCACAGCCAGUAGCAUCCCAGGUAACAUCACAGCCAGUAGCAUCCCAGGUAACAUCACAGCCAGUAGCAUCCCAGGUAACAUCACAGCCAGUAGCAUCCCAGGUAAUAUCACAGCCAGUAGCAUCCCAGGUAACAUCACAGCCAGUAGCAUCCCAGGUAACAUCACAGCCAGUAGCAUCCCAGAGGCACUGUUGUCAGUGUCGAAGAGCCAUGGCGAUCAGCAAGCCCUGGCGGGAGUGCUGAACUCCAAGGAGCUGUUGGAUAUCAAGUGUCCUGUCAUAGGGAAGGACUGUGAUUCACUAGAUGUCAUCAAUGGGUAA